Ctenopharyngodon idella (grass carp) is the source of this 1545-nucleotide messenger RNA. RefSeq names its product DNA damage-inducible transcript 4-like protein. The record is from RefSeq and is a predicted model, not a curated record. Gene Ontology annotation, biological process: negative regulation of signal transduction. NCBI's taxonomy places the organism in Eukaryota, Metazoa, Chordata, Actinopteri, Cypriniformes, Xenocyprididae. The transcript has 3 exons. Bases 175 to 759 code for a protein of 194 amino acids. Gene Ontology annotation, cellular component: cytoplasm.
GCUAUAAAUACUGCUCGAGCCUGCGGCUUCUCGUUUGUGUGUACGCGUGAAUGGCGAAGGUGCUGUGUGUGUGUGGGUCUUUGUGCUAUUGAAAGAAAAUUUUGUGUGAAUAAUUUAUUUUUAAAUUAUAUUCGUUUUACAAGGCACUUUAUACAAACUCAAAGGAUUUUCACAAUGGUUGCAACAAGCACACUAAACAGAAACUCGGAAUGCCUUUCUGAAUUUGCUGAUAGAGGAUAUGACCAGACUUGCAUCGAUUAUGAAAUGGACUUUUGGGAACGGUGUUUGGCAGAGCCUUACCUGGGUGCAGAAGUGUGUGAAGAACAGACAUGUCAGCAGCUCGCCCGGCUGCUUGAGGGCUGUCUGUCGAGGGCCAAAGCCAGCAAGCUGCAAUGUGCCCAUUUGCUGGUGCCAGAGACUCUCACCCGGCGGGUGGCACGGGAUAUGCUCAGGUUGGCAGCAGGGGAGCCGUGUGGGUUGCGGGGCUGUGUGCUGGAUGUGCAUCUCGAGCUGGAAGAGCAGCAGCACCGCUGUGAGAGACUCGAGAGACUUGCUUGCGACUCAAGUGUGGUGCCAACUUUUGAAUUGACAUUGGUUUUCAAACAGGAUGGCGGUGGCUGGCCGAGCCUGCGGGAUUUUUUGCGCAUUGGUACGUGUUUCCCACCUGGCACCCGCAGCGCACUUAAGCUCCGCCCUGGGUUUAGGCUCAUUAAGAAAAAACUGUACUCCGCAGCUGGAACUGUAGUUGAGGAGUGCUGAGAUGGAGAUGAAGGUGGUGGGAAGGGCUGAAGUUUAAGGGUACAUUUGAAUGCACUCACUUUCUCAUGAAUGUAAGAGUCUGCUGAAGAAGCAAACUCAUGUUUUUGUAAGCUUUUUUUUUUUUUUUUUAAUCAAUAAUAGAACUUAUUAUUUUUGUUUUUUGGCACAAAAUGACAUUGGAACAAAAUGGAGAGUUGAUGUAGUUUUUGUAAGCAUUGAGGAUAGUGUUUAAUAGUGGCCUUGACCUUGUGCCAGCCCUUAUCCGAAAUGGUCAUAAUUAUGCUCAAAUGAACGGUACACAGUGUUUCCUUUUUCUUUCACACAAAUUCAUUCAUUAUUAGAUGUGUUUUCAAAGUGGAGUUAUCUGACUGUUGAAGUUGUAAAUUAAGUACAAGAAAGCAUCACUCUAAAGGGGGCCAUAUUUCUGAAUGUAUUGUGUCUGUGCUCAUGAACAUGCUGUUCGAAGUCUUUCAAAUGUAAAUGUAAAGAUUUCCAACUGGUCAUGGUUUUAAAAAAAGAGACUAUGGAUAGGGUACUGUGUGAAUUUUUUUUUUUUUUUUUUUUCUUUAACCCCUGUGUGAGUUCACCUGGUAACGUUCACUGCGCAAAUGUUCGUCUUUAUCCUUCUACACUUGAGCUUUGUUUAACUUGUCUUCCCAACUGAAUACACUUCUAUAUUUUGCCUGAACUGCUGGUACAGCAACUGAACACUUUUCUUUAUAAAGUUCCUUUUAUAAGAAGUUGAGAGCCUUGUCUAUUUUGACAAUAAACUAUAUUUUCUAAAAA